UAGCUCUACAUCUCAAGUGUCACCACUUUGCUCUCGGAAGUUGUUGUUUACAAGUUUUCCUGUAGAUAUGAGGAGGAUGCUUUCUGAUCAUUUUUAGUAUUCGCGAUAAUGAUAUCAACCACAAGAUGUUUCUUAAUAUACAUUGACGUAUUUCCCUAAUGCAAAGGUGGUAAAUACAGGAUUUUCGUCAUGGCAUCUUUCAUACUCAUCUCUAGUGGUCCCCGUUUACUUGGCUUGUUCAACACAGUCCCGUUCGAACUAGGUCGGACAUGGAAACUCUUACCGUUAUUCCGAAGCUCGUCAACAAUAAGCGUUAAUUACAAUGACAUUGAAAAACCAGCUGCUGAUAGUGUCUAUGAUAAUGCCAAGCCCUUUGACGAGAUCCCAGGACCCAAAGGUCUGCCUUUCUUGGGAACACUGCACCAAUACAGAGGACCAUUUCAAAAAUUUAACAUAGACCAUUUCCAAGGUGCCUUACAUGACCGUUACCAGAAAUAUGGCCCCAUAAUGAAAGAAACUAUAGCUGGUGUAACCGCCGUCCGCUUGUUUGAUCCAGACUAUGUUAAAAUUGUAUAUCAGAAUGAGGGGAAGAUACCACAUGUAGCUCCACUUCUGGAUACAACACGAUUGUACAGGAGUCAGAAAAAUAUGUCUCCUGGCCUUGGAAACACGAAUGGCAAUGAGUGGUACAGACUAAGGAGUGCUGUACAACAGAUGAUGAUGCGUCCCAAGGAGGUCACUGUCUAUCUCCCAAAUGUUCAGCAGGUUGCUGAGGAAUUUGUCAACAAAGUAAGCAACUCUCUUCGUAACAAGGAUGGACAUGUACACAACUUCAGGAAAGAACUUGCAAAGUGGAAUUUAGAAUCCUCGGGCAGCACCUGUUUUGAGACAAGUCUUGGCUGUCUGGAAUCGGGACCAGGAUCUUGGACCGAGAAGAUGAUAACAGCCAACAAUGAUAUAUUUGCUCUCUCUACCAAAAUAACAUUUUCUGUUCCUUUUCACACACUGUUCACAACACCAACAUGGAAGAAGCUUGUUGACGCAGAAGAUUUCUUUUUCCUGAAUGGUCAAAAGUUAGUGGAUGACACUGCACAAAAGAUUGAUGAUUUGGUGACCAAAGGUGAGAUGGAUGAGACAAAGUAUAACUUCCUAGCCUACCUCCUCAGCAGGAAGGAACUCAGCUACAAGGACAUCAGCAUUAUAACACUGUCCCUGUUUGGAGAUGGAUUAAACACGACUGUGCCAGCAGUAAUCUUUGCGCUGUAUUGUUUGGCAAGGAACCCUCAUGCACAGCAGUUGGCAUACGAGGAGGUGUGUAGAGUCAUUCCACAGGGCGAGACCAUCACACCUGAUAUGGUAGCACGCUUGCCUUACUUAAAGGCAUGCGUCAAGGAAUCCUCAAGACUUUAUCCUAUUGGCCUGGACAUCAAAAGAAUUCCACAGAAGAAUCUAGUUGUUGGAGGAUACCAGGUGCCUGCAGGGACGAUUGUGGAGCUGGUCCCAUAUGUGAUGUUCCGGUCACCAGAACAUUUCUCUGACCCUGAGCAAUUCAAACCAGAGCGAUGGAUGAGGGAUGGGUCUGCUCUGAACAUUCACCCCUAUCUUCUGACACCGUUUGGUCAUGGGCCAAGGAUGUGUGCAGGGAGACGAUUUGCGGAGCAGGAGAUGUAUGUAUUGUUAUCCAAACUGCUUCGGAAAUUCACCAUUGGUUGGGAAGGCGAUGAGCUGGAACAGAAAUUUCAGAUGCUGAUGGUACCAGAUAAGCCAGUUACAGUGUCAUUCAAGGAUCGUCAGUGAGGGAGGAGAGAAAUCCUUUAGAGGAUCGUCAGUGAGGGAGGAGAGAAAUCCUUUAGAGGAUCGUCAGUGAGGGAGGAGAGAAAUCCUUUAGAGGAUCGUCAGUGAGGGAGGAGAGAAAUCCUUUAGAGGAUCGUCGUGAGGGAGGAGAGAAAUCCUUUAAAGGAUCGUCAGUGAGGGAGAAAUCCUUUAGAGGAUCAUCGUGAAGGAGAAAUCCUUUAAAGGAUCGUCGUUGAGGGAGAAAUCCUUUAAAGGAUCAUCAGUGAGGGAGAAAUCCUUUAAAGGAUUGUGAGUGAGGGAGAAAUCCUUUAAAGGAUUGUCAGUGAGGGAGAAAUCCUUUAAAGGAUCGUCAGUGAGGGAGAAAUCCUUUAAAUGAUCGUCAGUGAGGGAGAAAUCCUUUAAAGGAUCGUCAGUGAGGGAGAAAUCCUUUAAAGGAUUGUCAGUGAGGGAGAAAUCCUUUAAAGGAUCGUCAGUGAGGGAGAAAUCCUUUAAAGGAUCGUCAGUGAGGGAGAAAUCCUUUAAAGGAUUGUCAGUGAGGGAGAAAUCCUUUAAAGGAUUGUCAGUGAGGGAGGAGUCUGAAAGAUCAUAAUUGAGGGAGAAAUUUAAAGGAUUGUCAUUGAGGGAGAAAACCUUUAAAGGAUUGUCAUUGAGGGGGGAAUUUAAAGGGAGGGUGGAAUUAAAAAGGGUUGUUAUUGACAGGAAUGUAAAGGAUUGUCAUUGAUGGAGGAAUUUCUGCCUACCAGUACAUAUUAUUAAAAAUCUCAAUCAGAUGUUAUCUCAUGUGAUGAAAUUUUAUCAAGGAUUACUUUGGAAAAAAACUCUUGUUUGAUAUGUUUUUACAUUCUGUUUCUUUUCAAACCAAUUCCAUGUGAUAAAUGUGAUACCGUUUUUACCAUCACACUACACUCCAUAACUAUAUUCAUUUAAUUUAAAGAAAUGUAGUGUUUAAGUAGUCUAUUAAAUAGACUGAUGUUAUACAUAAUAUUGUGUUUCCUAAUAAAGAGGUUGUUGGUUGUUUUAAGAAACCAAAACGCAAAUAUUAUUUUUGUAGAGAGUGAUUUAUGUUGUAUUGAUUCAGUUGGACUUGAUUGUCUUUAGAAAAGGAGUCAUUUCAGUACAUAACUGUACAGGUUAUGCUGAUAGAGCAUUUGAUCUUAAAUCUAUCAGUAUUGUGUGUAGAAAGUAAGUUUGUGAUUGUCUAAUUUGAACAGCUUUCAUGCGAGAUUUAUUGUUUACUUUUAAUUGAUAAUUUCCUUGUAAUAACAGGUCUGUAUCAUAGUGUAUGACUUGUAAUAACAGGUCUGUAUCAUAGUGUAUGACUUGUAAUAACAGGUCUGUAUCAUAGUGUAUGACUUGUAAUAACAGGUCUGUAUCAUAGUGUAUGACUUGUAAUAACAGGUCUGUAUCAUAGUGUAUGACUUGUAAUAACAGGUCUGUAUCAUAGUGUAUGACUUGUAAUAACAGGUCUGUAUCAUAGUGUAUGACUUGUAAUAACAGGUCUGUAUCAUAGUGUAUGACUUGUGAUAACAGGUCUGUAUCAUAGUGUAUGACUUGUGAUAACAGGUCUGUAUCAUAGUGUAUGACUUGUGAUAACAGGUCUGUAUCAUAGUGUAUGACUUGUGAUAACAGGUCUGUAUCAUAGUGUAUGACUUGUAAUAACAGGUCUGUAUCAUAGUGUAUGACUUGUAAUAAUAGGUCUGUAUCAUAGUGUAUGACUUACUUGACUGUUUGAUAGCCCCAAUGCUAAACUUGACCUUUACACCCUUGCCUUCGUUAUGUGUUUUAAUGGAUACAUCAUAUAUGAUUUGUAUUUUAUUUUAAGCGUGUUUUUUAUAGGAUACAACAUGCAUAAUCUCAACAUCUUCACCGCAUAUUUCCCGGUGCUCUCCUUGAUAAGAAAUAAAAUGGAUGUGGAACUUUAUUGUACUGUAACUGGGAGAAAUACUGCAUUGAUAGCAUGAUAGUGAUAAUUUAUAUCUAUGUAGGAGCAGCUUAACACCAUACUGUACAGCUAUAUAACCCCAAAAAACCACAAUUCCUGUAAAAGGCAAAGCUCAUCAUUUGUGCAUAAUUUACUGUAUUUAUUUCAUAUAUAGGGGAUAGAUAUGCAGCAUUAAAACACAGUUUUUUCUUUAAAUAACAAAGCUGUUAUCAAAUAUUGGUGCAAAUAUUACAUGUAUAUACAAAUGGUAAAAUCAAAUGGUUUAAAGUCAAGGUGUAUCUAAAUAUGGAAUGAACAACGGCUUAUAAAUUUUUGUGAAAUCUGAUUACUCACUAGGAUUCAUUAAGAUUGGAAUUUCCAUAAAUAUGAAAUGUACAUUAAAACGUGAAAUAUUUGUGGUUACUUGUUUUAGUGGUUUGAAGCUGUUUGGAUGACUUUGUGGUACAAACUGUGGUUGAUAUCCCAAUAUAGUAGAUCAACUGAAUUUGUAUUCAUUUUCAUGAUUCAGCCAUGAAAACUACAAAUGUUUAAACAAUGACAUUUUUAUGUUGUUCAGUAUAACUAUGUGUUAAUCCGGUCAUAUAUAAACUGGUGGUCUGAUGUUUCUUUACUCUGAGGUUACAUUGUAGUAUUUUACUUCCCUACUGUGAUACGGAAGUUAAGGAGUUGUACCCUGUGUGACAGGGAUCAGCAAGAAACAUACAUGUUGCCUGGUAUUUACUGAAGUGACCAUUCUAACAGUUUCACUGUGGCUUGUUUAGAUCAAUUUAAAAGUUUUAAAAAAUUGCCAAAAUCACAUAUCAGCAUUUUUUCCUAGUCUAUUAUUUUUUACAAAUAUUUUAAAAAUUGUUUGUGGGAUUUUUAAGUCCAUAAGAUAACUUUUGAAGAUUUGAAGAUACAUUUUGUAUUUAUACUUUUGUAUGUUAAUGUGGGGAGGAAACUUAAUGAGGAAGGAUAUUAUCCUCCCUUCCAUCUCCUAUACAUAAACCAGUUACCACUACAUUCUAUAUAUACUAGUGUUUUAUCCCAGUAUAUAUAAUUAUAUACUAGUGUUUUAUCCCAGUAUAUAUAAUUAUUCAGAUGAUUACCUGUGAUCAUUAAUGCAAUACAUUACUUCCGGUUCAUAGCUCGAUUUUACAGUUACAUUUACUUUUAUGAGGUUAAGCAGAUUGACUAAAUGGUUUGUAUGUAAUCAAGAGACUAUUUCUAGUUUCUGUGUUGUACUGGAACAGGAUUUGUACGGAGAGUUAUUUCCCUUCUACGUUAUCCCGGUUAUGUAUGUCCUGUGAUAUGUCGACAUGCCUUCGAAUGUAUAUGAUUUACUGGUAUGUUGUAUUAACAAACUGUUGAUUCAUGAAUAAGUGUGGAGGGUUUAUCAGAUUCCAGCCUCAGUUACCCACAUCAUCUUCUACUGUACUGUAUCAAUUAAUUUGUCAGUAUUAUUAUCUUUACCAUAAUAGUCCUCCUGGUGUCUGGUCCUGUGGUCUCAAACAGUUGUACAUUUUUAAUUAUAUAACCUCAAUCAUGUCACCAGGAAAUGCAUUGAUCCAACAUCAGGCUACAGGUUCAGUGAUAAUCAGUUUAUUUAUGUUGUUGCUAUUUUUCUAGUUUUUCCAUGUUAUUAUUUAGUAUAAUAGAUAAAAUCUUGAAUUUCUACCCAGAAAAGUAUUAGUUUCAAUGUACAUUUCUAUACUCAGAAAAGUAUUAGGUACUAGUUAUAAGUCUUUUGAUCUGAUAAGAAAAUAUAUAUUAUUAUUGUUCUUGAUGAUUAUUGUUUUGUUUUUGAACUUUUCUCAGAUUUGCUUACCUGAAAAUGAUUAUAAAUAUGUUAACUUUAUAAUGAUGAUGUAAGACUUAUAAUGAUCUAUGAAACUAGUCAAAGCAUGCUAGUUUUACUUAUUGUUCUUUGGAUGUACCACUAAUAUUUUCAAAAAUUCAGAAAACAGAUACAGAAACAUUACAACUUAUUAACCUUGAUUUUUCAUGAAUUAAUAUUUUUGUGACCAGUACCUACUACUGUUGUAAUUUUGAAGUUUCUUAAGAACAAGAUAUCAAAUUGGUAUGGCCUCAUUUAUAAGUAAUUCUGACAUUGAACUGCUUGAUCAUUUUAAUGUGCUCAUGAAAAGCUUCACUUUUUAACCUGGUCACAAAAGAAGGCUCAUUGAUAGAGAGUAAUAAAAUUAAGCUAAUUACAGACUUGGCCUUAUAUAUUGAGAUAGUUUAUGUGAUUGUCAGUUAAAAUUAGCUUCUGAUAUGGUCUAUGUAUUAAGUACAAUUGGCCAUCACCUACAUCAAUGAAUCUUAUCUGGUCAUCAGGGUUCAUAACUACAGCAAUAGCUCAAGAUUCUCAUUUGUAAAAUAAAUUAAUGAAUCAUUCCAGAUACAUGUCCAAAUGAAAGGUUUGAAGUUUCUUUUUUUUAAUUUGUCCAUAGAACAGCCUUGUUCUAUCAAUUCCCUGUACUAAAUACAUAUGCCUAUGGUUUAGUAUACAUAUAUAAUGUUACUAUAACAAAACUAAUACAUCCCUGUAGACAUUUUCUGAUAAAAUAAAUACAUUUAUAAUGAUUUUUCUGUGAUAUCUUGGGUGUAUUGACAAUCAAAUAUUUUCAGUUUUAUCAGAUGAACAGACAUACCCUGAAUCUUGUAUGCAGAUUUGUGUUGUUAAAUAAAAUCAAAGUAAAACUAAA
Molecule: messenger RNA, 6423 nt
Organism: Pecten maximus
Lineage: Eukaryota; Metazoa; Mollusca; Bivalvia; Pectinida; Pectinidae
Product: probable cytochrome P450 CYP44
Exons: 9
Coding region: 190-1797 (535 amino acids)
Molecular function (GO): monooxygenase activity; oxidoreductase activity, acting on paired donors, with incorporation or reduction of molecular oxygen; iron ion binding
Source: RefSeq, a predicted model, not a curated record